Podarcis muralis (Common wall lizard) is the source of this 1991-nucleotide messenger RNA. It is a transcript of the gene GNPTG, whose product is annotated as N-acetylglucosamine-1-phosphate transferase subunit gamma. Lineage: Eukaryota; Metazoa; Chordata; Lepidosauria; Squamata; Lacertidae. Gene Ontology annotation, cellular component: Golgi apparatus. The record is from RefSeq and is a predicted model, not a curated record.
CACCUGUCUGCGGGGGAGACGAAGCGGGUGGCGGCGGGGCUGAGGAUGACGCCUCCGAAGCGCUGCCCCAGGCGCAGCGUCCGCACCAGCCCCUUCCUCGCCAGCCUCCGCCCCGUGCAGCGCCGCGGGUCGCAGUGGCCCAAGUCCCACAUGGCCAGCGGGGGAGAAGGCGAGGCCCGGACCUCGCCGCAUCCCUGGACGCUGCCGCUACCCGGCUCCGGCUCGGCCGACCCCGCCGCCGCGCCCUUGACGGGGGAGGAAGAAGAGUGGCCACGGAGCGGGUCCCCGCCCGAGAUGGGGCCGGAGUCGCCGCCGGGGCCUUCCUCAUCCUCCGCCUCCGCGAAGGCCUCGAGAGGGGGUCCCGGCCGGGGCUGCCGCUGCCGCCGUUGCUGCUGCCGCUUCCGCCCCAUCUCCUCGUGUACCAAGAGGCGGGUAGAGCGGCUCCCUGGCGCCCCGGAAGAGCAACCCCUGCAGGCGCUUCCGGGUCUCGCCGGAGAAACGAAGAUGGCGGCCUCUGCUGGCAGUGCAAGAAGGAAGCUGGAGGAGGAAGGGACGAGGGUCGGGAUGGGCGCGACGGCGUUGCUGCUGCUGCUGCUGCUGCUCCCUCUGAUGGGAGAACUGGCCGCUGGCGGGAAGAUGAAAGUCGUGGAGGAGCCCAACAGCUUCGGGCUCAACAACCCCUUCCUGCCUCCGUCAAACCGCCUCCAGCCCAAAGCGUCCCCUUCCCCUGUGGCAGGACCUGCACAUCUUUUUAGGCUGGCGGGCAAGUGCUUCAGUUAUGUCGAAUCCAUGUACAAGUAUGAGUUCUGCCCAUUCCAUAAUGUCACCCAGCAUGAGCAGACUUUCCGGUGGAAUGCCUACAGUGGAAUUCUCGGAAUCUGGCAUGAAUGGGAAAUUGAAAACAAUACAUUUGUUGGUAUGUGGAUGAGAGAUGGAGAUUCGUGUGAAACCAGGAACCGACAAACAAAGGUUCUUCUUGUCUGUGGAAAGAACAACAAACUGGCUCACGUGUCUGAACCAAGCACUUGUGUUUAUUCUCUUACAUUUGAAACUCCAUUAGUUUGCCACCCACAUUCUCUCUUAGUCUAUCCAGCUUUGCCUGAAACCCUCCGGAGGAAGUGGGAUGAAGUGGAACAGUUGCUUUAUGCUGAGCUAAUCACAAAACAGGGAUACAAGAAACGAUUGAAAGAGAUAUUUGAAGAAGCAGGCUUUUUUAAAUUAACUGGAGAGAAAGUGAGUGAGGGAAAGAAAACAAAGCCUCAACACCUGGAAUUUGAUUCACUGGAAAAGUGCAAUAAGGAGUACAAAGAACUUUCUAAAGAUCUGAAGCGGCUUACAGAUUUACUUACUCAACAUGGAAUUUCAUAUGAAACAAGCCUGAAUGGAAACAGAGAUGAUAACCGUGCCACUCAGGCAGUUGUGACAGAAAAGCCAGCUCUUACUGUUGUUUCAAAGGCUGAUUGGCACCUGCGUGGAGACACGGGAACAUGGAAUGACUCCCUCUAAGGAAAAAAACCCCUGGACAACUCACUCAGCAUUUGGGGCUUUCACAGCGAUUAGAAUUUAAUCCACAUUUUGUGGUUGUACUUGGGUUAUGGAACCUGUGACACCUCAGAUGAGGCUAGAGUAUAGCUUCCAUCUUUCAGCAUAGGCCACGCUAACUGGACCUGAAGGGAGCUGGGAUUGAACAAGAAACAUAUGGAAAGUCACAGGUUUCCUAUCCCUCUUCUGUACCCCACAGGGAAGAGCAGAAACUGUUAAAUAUAGGGCAGUCUUUUCAGCAGGCCAGUGUCUGGUAGGAGCCUCUGCUGCCAACUCAGGACUCUCAUUUGGAGUGAAGGCAAGUUGAAGCGGUGGCAGCCUUUUUGAGCUUUGUGUCUUAUUGCUUCGUAACAGAGAAUGCUACAAGUGAGGGCAGCAGUCUUGCAUACUAUGUGGUGUCAUGGGCCAGAAGAGGAUCCAUCCAAUAAAUUCCAGUCCUUAGAAUUUUA